This is a messenger RNA of Phytophthora sojae, 3111 nucleotides long. RefSeq names its product phosphatidylinositol 3-kinase. The record is from RefSeq and is a predicted model, not a curated record. Bases 1 to 3111 code for a protein of 1036 amino acids. Gene Ontology annotation, cellular component: phagophore assembly site; phosphatidylinositol 3-kinase complex, class III, type II; endosome. Gene Ontology annotation, molecular function: metal ion binding; 1-phosphatidylinositol-3-kinase activity. Lineage: Eukaryota; Oomycota; Peronosporomycetes; Peronosporales; Peronosporaceae. Gene Ontology annotation, biological process: autophagy of peroxisome; phosphatidylinositol-3-phosphate biosynthetic process; endocytosis. The transcript has a single exon.
AUGUACAGCCAGGACCCCUCGCGCGACGCCGCGGCCGUGGACUUGUCCUUCUCGCAGAUCCUCGAGGCGCGCAGCACCUUCCACCACCACCAGCAGCAGCAACAACGACGGCGGCGCAAGCCUCCAGCGCCCAAUGGGCGCGUGGCGCAGCAGCAGCAGGUAGUGAGACGCUUCCCGCCGCCUCCGCCUGGGACACCGUCCACCUUCCUCGAGUCGGAGGACACCGGACCCCCCGCGUACGGCAGCGGCAUGCUGGACUCGGUCUACGAGGGCAGCGAGGACAUCCUGGAGGAGAGCGAGGAGGAGGCAAGAGGAGGCGGCAGCUCCUCCAUCCACAUGGACAGCAGCACGGAGGACGAGGACUGGGCCAACGGCGACGACGGACAGCUCGGCCAGGACAUGUACCGCUUCGUGCAGCCCCGCAGACUGUCCUCCUGGGUGCAGGACGACGCGGUCUUCGCCUGCUUCAAGUGCCACACGGUCUUCUCGCUGCUGGUGCGCAAGCACCACUGCCGCGCGUGCGGCCGCAUCUUCUGCUCGGCGUGUUCGAGCCAGCGGGUGGUCAUUCCGGGGGACUAUGAAGCCACUCCGGUCUCCCCGGCGUACAACUCGCUGACGACCAAUGCUAGCGACCUCAUUGGCAACAUCAGCUGGUACUUGACGUCGUACUCGAGUCCGAACGCGUCCGCGGGGGCGGAUUCCAGUGGAGUUAGACACUCGCAGUCGUUCUCGGACUCCGUGUCCUUGAGACUCACGCCCGAGGAGCAGCAGGAGAAGUUCUUGAAGGACGUACAGAGGCUGCAGGAGAACAACGUCAUCAGCAAGUUCACGCCGAAUCGAUCCAGGUCGGGCAGUGCCUCGUCGUCGCUGUCGAGCAGUGGGGCGUUGACGGCGCCGAGCUCCCACAGGUCGAUGCCCGUACCCGAUGGCAGCGUGAUGCAGCGCGUGUGUGACGACUGCGCGUGUGCGCUGCAGCAGCGAGGGCAUCACUACAACACGGUCAAGGUGUUCGAGUUGUGCGAGUUCGACCUGCAAGAACUGCGGACGCUGGGCCAAGUGUGUCGCAAAUGGCACCGCGCGACCAUCAUGUGUCUGUCGAUGUUCCGGCAGAUCCAGUACUACCUGCCUACCCACCGACUGUCCGAGCGAGAGAAGAAGAUGCUGAUUAUCAACCGCAAGUUCCUGGGUGGACAUACCAAGUGGCUGCUGCAGCUCGUCAAGGCCGUCGACUUUUCGGAAGAGAACGAAGCAGAGUAUCUCGGUGUGGACAUGACUGCAAGCGACAUUGAAAGCCCCCAGGCGGCGCGGAGACGGCGGGAGAAAAACUCGCAGCUUGUCGACGAGGUGAUGGAGUUGCUGCAGCAAGAACGCAAGCAUAAAUGCAUGCUGACCAUGUGUUCGCGGCUGUGCAAACCGCAAAUUGGUAGUGUCGAUGCCCUGGAGAUCUUGGCGGAUGAAACCAUUUGCAACAAUCGACUGCGCGCAAUGGCGGUUGACGCGCUGCUGAAGACUGCGACGGAGAACGAAUGGUGGAGCUACUUGCAGGUGCUGUUGCACAGUCUGAGUGUGGAGACUAAUGCUGCUGGAAGCAAGCUGGGGGAGUCAUUGAUCCGACAAGCGCAAUGUGGCAUCCGCUUCUGCUAUGAUUUAUACUGGGGUCUUACGGUCAUGGCUGAGGACCCAAGCUGUCGACGAAAAUUUGACGGUAUGAAGCAGCGACUACUACUCACGCUCGCGCAGUUUAAGGACAAGUCAUCGGGUGGGCGUAUGGUCGAGUCGAGGAAGUUUGCCAAUGACGAUGUCGCAGAGCAGCUUCUUCGAGGCCAAGAAUUGGUGGACUUGAUGUGGAAGAUCCCGCCGCGCAUUCCUGUUGAAGAUGUACGACGCAUCUUGCAAGCGUCGAUCAAGAAGUCGUCUCUUGGUGCAUCUACGGGCGAGAGGAAGUCAGGUGGAUCUAUUCAAGCGGUUGCAAACGGGGAGCAGGAAUGGCCUCUUCUGCGUCUGCCGGUGGAUCCGCAGGUUAAGAUAAGUGGUAUCAACUACAAGAAGAUUGAAGUGAAGCGAAGCGCGGAGGCGCCCAUGAUCAUCACGUGCACGGGCGUCGAUCGCGCUGAAGAGGGCGAAGACUCUGCUGAUGGUACUGCUGAAUCUCAACGGAAUACGUGGAGCCGGCGGACGCACAAGCUGCCCCACUACCGCCUCAUGUACAAGCGGGAUGACCUUCGGAAAGACUCGAUCGUUCAGAACAUCAUCAACGUCAUGUAUCUGAUCUUGAAGCAAGAAACUCGACUCGACAUUCCGUUGGUGACCUACCGCGUGCUCCCGACGAGCAGCUUCGACGGACUCAUCGAGAUUGUGGAGAACGCUCACACACUCUACUCGAUCAUCCGCGACCAUGGCACAAUUAUGAACUUCCUGCACCACUACAACGGGCACCGCACCCUCAGCGACAUCUCCUCGUCGUUCCGGGAGAGUCUAGCAGCUUACACCGUGAUCACAUUCCUGCUGGGCGUUGGUGAUCGUCACGCUGACAAUGUGAUGCUGACGAAGGACGGCAUUUUGUUCCACAUCGACUACGGCUUCAUCCUUGGCAAGGACCCGAAGCCGCUGCAGCCUCCGAUGCGGCUUGAUCACUACAUGAUUGAGGCACUCGGAGGCACGCAGACGCAGCAGUUCGAGCAGUUCAAGCAGCUCUGUGUAAUUGCGUUCAACUGCUUGAGGCGGCACGUGAGUCUGUUCAUGAUUAUGCUGACGCUGGUGGUGAAGGCACUUCCAGAGAUCACGGAUUUCGGCGUUAACUACACGCAGAGCGACCUCGAAGCCUUUGUGAUCGAGCGAUUCCUGCCUGGUCAGUCCGACGACGAGGCUGCGACUGCGCUGAUGCUGCGGAUGGAAGGCAAGUUAAACGAGCGCAUCGGUAUGAAGCUCAGCGACUUUGUUCACGCGCAUUCAAACGAGAAGACAGUGUCGAAGGGCAUGACUUCUGUGGGUUCGUCUGUCAAGAUCGGGGUGGAGGCAGUCGAAGCUACCGUCUCAACCGUCGCAAGCUCCCUCACUAGUGGUGCUUCGUCCAUCUACAAGUACAUGUGGGGGGGUGGACCUCAACGGUGA